AUGUCCAAACUGACAUGUUUCAUANNGAGCUUCUCCAGAGAUCUGACCGUCAACCCCGAGACUCGCAAUGUUAAGGAUAUCCAACAUGAGAUUGUUGCCGCGGCCAGCUCAAGCAGCGCCGACCGUGCCAGCCAAUUCUUGAAGAAGGUUGGAGCUCCAUCUUCAGCAAAGGCAUACGGAUCAUACGAAGAGCUGGUUGCCGACAAGAACAUUGACAUCAUCUAUGUCGCCACUCCUCACUCGCACCACUACCAAAAUGCCAUGCUCUGUCUCGAGGCUGGCAAGAACGUUCUCUGUGAGAAGGCUUUCACCGUCAAUGCCGCUCAGGCAAAGAAGCUGGCAGAAAAGGCAAAGGAGAAGAAUCUCUUCUUGAUGGAGGCUGUAUGGACGAGAUACUUCCCUCUGUCCAUCUAUGUUCGCGAAGUCAUCACUUCCGGCAAGAUUGGCACUGUUCAACGCACCUUUGCCGACCUGUCCAUCGGCACUAAGCCUGAGGAGGCCUUCGACAACUCCCACCGCAUGGUCAACCCUGAGUUGGCCGGAGGCGCCCUUCUCGAUCUCGGUAUCUACGCUCUGACCUGGGUCUUCCAAACCCUCUACCACACUCAACCCGAGUCCGCACGCCAGGCCCCCACCGUCGUCUCCUCCCUCAAGAAGUACCCCACCGGUGCCGACGAGAUGACCACCAUGCUACUCACCUUCCCCCGUUCCUCAGAGCUCGGCGGCGACGCCCACGGUAUCGCCACCACCGCCAUGCGCACAACCCCCGACCCUGACGGCAAAGGCAGCGCCGGCCCAGCCAUCCGCGUCCAAGGCGACAAGGGCGAAGUCCAAAUCUUCCAUCCUGCCUUCCGUCCCACAAAGACCAAGCUCAUCCUCUCCGACGGCACUGUAGAAGAGAAUGAAUUCGUGCAACCCGGUCCAGGUAAGGGAUCCGGCUUCUACAAUGGCUUCGGCGAUAACAAGAACCCAGAAGGGGAGGGACAUGGUAUGUUCUGGGAGGCUGACGAGUGUGCGUUUGCACUCAAGGAAGGCAGAAAGGAGGGCAAGUAUGAGGGUUUGCAGGAGAGUAUUGUGAUUAUGGAGGUUAUGGAUGAGGUGCGCAAGCAGAACGGCAUGACUUACCCUGAGAAGAUUGAGACGACCAAGUACCCUACUCAGCUUUAG
Molecule: messenger RNA, 1167 nt
Organism: Aureobasidium vineae
Lineage: Eukaryota; Fungi; Ascomycota; Dothideomycetes; Dothideales; Saccotheciaceae
Source: the annotation of a GenBank genome assembly